AUGCACUUCGCCACCGUCGUGCUCUUCGUCUCUAGUGUGAUACUAGCAUGCAUCACGAGUUCCACUGGAGAUCCCGGACCCAACGUGACUGUGGCCAACCUCUCAGGUAGUCUUCGCUUCUCUACCAAGGACAUCAAUCAAAUUUUUGCUAUCCAGUUGCUAGGGGCGAAUGCGACGACGAACCAAGACGAGAGAAUGCUGUCCCCGUUCACCUCUCUACUGGAAAAGAUGCAGCGUUUCAUAUCAAAUUUUGUCUGUCAUCUUCGAGCAUAUAAAUGGAUCACGAUCGACAAAAGCGCCGAAAAGGUCUUGAACCGUUUCCACCCCAAAACAACUGUCAAGGGAGACACGUUCAAGCUUGCGCAGGACUUCUGGGACGGGCUAACGCAGUCGGAUUUGAAGGCUUUGUUGCUUUUCUUCAAGAUGAAGAAUAAACGGAGUCGUGGCGCAAAAGUCGCGUUCGUCGAAGCUCUCACAACCAAAUAUGGAGCCACCGAAAUGGUUGAGGUGUUACUGAAGGCUCGAGACCCUGACUUUGACGACAAGUUUCGGGCGGAAGUGGCGACCCUGUUGUUAGAUGAUUUGUCAUGGAGUUGGCGGAAGAGUGGAGAACGUGUUGACGACGUGUUUUGGCGCAUCCACCGACCGGUCGGCGAUGAACUAAGUAGGCCACAACAAAAGUUGUUCCAAGAGUUCAUAUCCCCUGGCCACAAAUCUCAAGCCAUGCCUUCAUUCAAAGCAGAGGCAAAUGACUUGGCUGAUGUAGAGGGGAUAUUAUCGCUUUUGACGGGAGCGGAGAAAAUGUCUGGCAAGCCAGGCAGAAUUGCGCGUGAUGUGGAAAAUGCGAUAUUAAUAAAGUGGGCCAAGGACGGGAAGACUCUUUUGGAUUUACUGGCUGUGCUGAAAGUGCCAUUCAUCCACAUAUACGACACUCUUUUUUGGAAUCUCCUCUUCAAAUUUAGUAGAUUAGUCGUGGAAUGUGGACAGAAGCCGAUCGGUGUAUGGGACGCUCUUAGGAAGUUCUACGGUGACGGCCAAUUUGUCAAUGCGUUAUUGGAAGCACGAGUCCAAAAACCAAUCCCUGCGAAAGCCUACUGGUUCAGAGAGGAUUGGCUGUUCGAGCAGUGGGCGUCGGAGGUACAUGCUGAUGUGGCAAAACUCACUCAAAAUCUUCGCGAUACAAAGGAUGUGUCUGAAGAAACGGUGGCACGAAUUGUGCGCGAGUAUGCUAAUUGGUACAAGACAAAUACGGCUUAG
This is a messenger RNA of Hyaloperonospora brassicae, 1257 nucleotides long. Lineage: Eukaryota; Oomycota; Peronosporomycetes; Peronosporales; Peronosporaceae. The record is from the annotation of a GenBank genome assembly.